Molecule: messenger RNA, 202 nt
Organism: Linum tenue
Lineage: Eukaryota; Viridiplantae; Streptophyta; Magnoliopsida; Malpighiales; Linaceae
Source: the annotation of a GenBank genome assembly
AACUGGGAAAAAAACUACACAGAAGAAAGUAAACAAAACAGUUCAAACCAAUCCAACUCCUCCCAUGACACCAGCUUCCAAUAUGGGUUCUCCAAGAGCAGCUCCACCUACUGGUCCAUCUAGAGAAGGGAUGAUCUUUAUGGCGACUCCAUCUGUUAAUGAACCCAACAUUGCAAGUAGCAGGAGGAAUGGAGCAAUUGGG